UUGAGUCUUGCCUGAGCGCGGGUGGUGCACACAAGCUCCUUGGCUGCCAGCGCGCGACGUUACCAUGAGCGUCCCCGCUUCACCGGCAGAGAGUCCACGCGCAAAGAGUGCCCACCUGACGAGAGCAGCGCGACCCUCACAAACGCACGAUGCCAGGGGGAAAGAGAGGGCUGGUGGCACCGCAAAAUACUUUCCUGGAGAAUAUCGUCCGACGAUCCAGUGAGACAAGUUUCUUGCUUGGAAACGCUCAGAUUGUGGACUGGCCCGUAGUUUACAGUAAUGACGGCUUCUGCAAGCUGUCUGGAUACCACAGAGCAGAGGUCAUGCAGAAAAGCAGCACAUGCAGUUUUAUGUAUGGGGAGCUGACAGAUAAGAAGAUGAUAGAAAAGGUGAGACAGACCUUUGACAACUAUGAAUCGAACUGCUUUGAAGUGCUGCUGUACAGAAAGAACAGAACUCCAGUGUGGUUCUACAUGCAGGUUGCACCGAUCCGAAAUGAAAAUGACAAAGUGGUUUUGUUCCUGUGUACAUUUAAGGAUAUCACCGUCUUCAAGCAGCCAAUCGAAGACGAGAGCACCAGGGGUUGGACCAAGUUUGCCCGUUUGACUCGAGCUUUGACAAACAGCAAAAGCACCGUUCAGCAACUCACACCCAUGAGCAAAACCGAUGUCAGCUCGCACAAACACUCCAGACUUGCAGAGGUACUUCAGCUUGGCUCUGAUAUCCUUCCUCCGUAUAAACAGGAAGCCCCUAAGACUCCCCCUCAUAUCAUCUUACACUACUGCACCUUUAAGACUACCUGGGACUGGGUCAUUUUAAUUCUGACUUUUUACACCGCCAUCAUGGUUCCUUACAAUGUCUCCUUCAAGACCAAACAGAAUAACGUCACCUGGCUUGUUCUGGACAGCGUUGUUGAUGUCAUCUUCCUUGUGGACAUUGUGCUCAACUUCCACACCACGUUUGUCGGGCCGGGAGGGGAGGUGAUCUCGGACCCAAAGCUUAUCAGGAUGAACUACCUGAAAACCUGGUUUGUCAUAGACCUGCUGUCCUGUCUGCCCUAUGACAUCAUCAAUGCCUUCGAAAACGUGGAUGAGGGCAUCAGCAGCUUGUUCAGUUCUCUGAAGGUAGUUCGACUACUACGCUUGGGUCGUGUCGCACGCAAACUGGACCACUAUCUGGAGUAUGGCGCUGCUGUGCUUGUAUUACUGGUCUGUGUGUUUGGACUAGUGGCCCACUGGCUUGCCUGUAUAUGGUACAGCAUUGGAGAUUAUGAGGUCAUCGAUGAACAAACCAACACCAUUAAGACCGACAGCUGGCUCUACCAGUUAGCCACCAGCAUCGGAUCUCCAUACCGAUACAAUACCAGCGGGACUGGCCAAUGGGAGGGCGGGCCUGGGAAAUAUUCUCUGUACAUAACAUCGCUGUAUUUCACCAUGACAAGCUUGACCACCAUCGGCUUUGGAAACAUCGCACCGACUACAGACGGAGAGAAGAUCUUCUCUGUGGCCAUGAUGAUGGUGGGAUCGCUUCUAUAUGCCACCAUCUUUGGUAAUGUGACGACCAUUUUCCAGCAGAUGUAUGCCAACACCAACCGUUACCAUGAGAUGCUGAAUAAUGUUCGAGAUUUUCUCAAGCUCUACCAGGUGCCCAAAGGUCUCAGUGAGAGAGUAAUGGACUACAUCGUCUCCACCUGGUCCAUGUCUAAAGGCAUCGACACAGAGAAGGUACUCUCCAUCUGUCCAAAGGACAUGCGGGCAGACAUCUGUGUGCAUCUGAACAGAAAUGUGUUCAACGAGCACCCUGCAUUUCGAUUGGCCAGUGACGGGUGUCUCCGCUCAUUGGCCGUGGAGUUUCAAACGAUACACUCGGCUCCUGGGGACCUGAUCUUUCAUGCGGGGGAAAGUGUAGACCUGCUCUGCUUUGUGGUCUCAGGGUCACUGGAGGUCAUACAGGACGAUGAGGUCAUUGCUAUACUGGGUAAAGGGGACGUGUUUGGUGACGUGUUUUGGAAGGAGACGACUCUGGCCCACGCGUGCGCUAACGUUCGAGCAUUAACGUACUGCGACCUUCACAUUAUAAAGCGAGAAGCCCUGCUGAAGGUGCUGGAAUUCUACACAGCGUUCGCAAACUCGUUCUCUCGAAACCUCAUUCUUACCUGCAAUCUGCGUAAAAGGUUUAUAUUCCGUAAAAUCAGCGACGUGAAGAAGGAAGAAGAGGAGAGGCAGCGUUCCAAGAAUGAGGUUCCACUCACCCUUCCUGUGGACCACCCGGUCCGAAAACUUUUCCAGAAGUUUAAGCAGCAGAAAGAGCUGCGUAACCAAGGGGCUUCAACCCAGAUCGAGCUGGAGAAGAACCGACACCUGCAUGCGCACGCUACCCUGCAGUCAACACGCACACCGAUUCAGAAACCUCACGGCUCUCUCAUGCAGAACUCGCUGCAUGCGGUUCAAAACGGAUCUACGAGCAGUGUGGUCACCAUUUCCCAGAUCACACCCAUCCAGAACUGUCUGGCCUACCCUAAACCUAGUGACUCCAUAAAGCAGAACAAUCGUGACAUCAUGGAACUCAAACCUGCUGGUGAUCAGGUCGCGAACAGGCUGAAAGUGAAUAACACGACACGGGCCAAACCCGCAGGAACCGCCCGUGGCUGGAUGAGACUAAAAAACAACAUGGGUGCACCGGGUUCACCGCCGGAGGAGGAGAGGAGAGAGGGACUCAACAAUGCAUCCAAAGCCGUGUCCAUGGAACACCUUUCCCCGGAGGUCAAAGUUCAGAUAGAAAAUGUUGGAGAGGUCGGAGGAUCCCGAAAAAGUUCACUUCGCAAAACAGACUCUUGGGAUAGCGGCCUGACCUACAGCGACCAAAGGCUGGAUCGAGUUUCGGAACCGCAGAGCCCCAUACCAGGAAUUGGUGGAGAGGAAGGACCGGCUUGUGAUUUUUUUCCCAGUAGCGAAAUCUCCUUCCAGGCUUCUCUGCAGGAGGCAAGGCUGGAGCUACGGGCCGAAAUCCAGGCACUAAAUGGGAGGAUGGCCACUUUGGAGGACAGGGUUGGUCAAAUUCUUAGACUGCUUUUGGAACAGUCAAAUACCCCAUCCAUCCAAGAUCCCACCACACAUAGAUCCAAACUCAAAGCACAGGACAGCAUCCCAGUGUCCACGCUUUGUUCACCUGACUCUGAAAAGGAUGUGGGUUCACCGUAGGACAUUUUGUAUUUUUAAGCACUCAAGAUUAAGCAUUUGUAGCAUUACUAAAAGGUUUCCGGAGCGUCCGAAUUAGGAAACGCCUUCAACCUUAUAGUUAAACCUGUAUAAGAGAGCUUGGAUGGGGCUAAAGAGCUUCUGAGAUUGGAGGCUAAGGAUUACAGCCGAACAUCUGUAUAGGGUGAUUUCUGGGCAUCUGCUGCUACAUAUGAAAGCAGUUUUAAACCUUUUGCACACUGAACUCAGGCAGGAACUAUGGAGAUUUCACAACAAUAAUUGAAGCAUUUUUUCUUCAACUCGUGGUUUUGCAUGUCCAGCUGGGUUCUGGCUUGCCAAAAAUGUGAGGCAAUGUAAAAAUUUACUUAAUAUUUAAAUGCUUGUAAUGUAUAUUAUGCAGUUAACUGCAUGCUGAUCUAUUUAUUCUCACAGAAUGCUAUUUUUUCUAAAGUGUACAUUAAUGGGAUUGUUCAUUGUCUUUUUGUUCACAGCUUUUUGAAAAACAUUCUGUAGCAUGAUAAGCCACUGAGAGAGAAUGUGUUUUGUCUGAUACUU
This is a messenger RNA of Paramisgurnus dabryanus, 3752 nucleotides long. It is a transcript of the gene kcnh5b, whose product is annotated as potassium voltage-gated channel, subfamily H (eag-related), member 5b. Gene Ontology annotation, cellular component: voltage-gated potassium channel complex; plasma membrane. Gene Ontology annotation, molecular function: voltage-gated potassium channel activity. NCBI's taxonomy places the organism in Eukaryota, Metazoa, Chordata, Actinopteri, Cypriniformes, Cobitidae. The record is from RefSeq and is a predicted model, not a curated record. Gene Ontology annotation, biological process: potassium ion transmembrane transport; regulation of membrane potential.